This is a messenger RNA of Nasonia vitripennis (jewel wasp), 1394 nucleotides long. RefSeq lists its product as uncharacterized. Lineage: Eukaryota; Metazoa; Arthropoda; Insecta; Hymenoptera; Pteromalidae. Gene Ontology annotation, cellular component: nucleus; mitochondrial inner membrane. The transcript has 3 exons. The record is from RefSeq and is a predicted model, not a curated record. Gene Ontology annotation, molecular function: RNA endonuclease activity; metal ion binding; single-stranded DNA endonuclease activity. Bases 1 to 1326 code for a protein of 441 amino acids. Gene Ontology annotation, biological process: apoptotic DNA fragmentation.
AUGAAUUUGCAAAAGAUCAAGUUUCUCGGAAUUAUUUUGAUUAUACUGUACAGUCAGUUAAAUAUUCUGAUCUAUAUUUCAGGAUUCAGUAAAUCCGAAUCUUACUGUGGCAUAAAGUACGAUCCGGAUAGUACGCCUAACAACGACGUGCUCAGAAUUCAAUCAGAGAAUGGUCCACUCAUUUACGUAAUCAACAGCACUCAUGGACCAGCAUUCCACUACCCAUCCGUGACAGGUGACAUUUACUGCGUUUACUAUGGCUCUGAAGGUGCGUUACUUUCGAUUCCCAGGAUAUAUUUUGCUUGUUCCGGCUCCUCCUUAAAAGUGACCGGUCGCAAUGGUCGGAAAUUAUUCAAUACAACUUACCUGACGAAAUCUUGGAAGUCACCGGUGUAUAGUUUACACAAAUAUGGGCAAUUUAAUUUUAACCAUGAAAACCUUUCAUGCAUCGACACACCCGUUUCGAAGAUGCAACUCCAUAAGAAAACUCAAUUCCUUCACGACUACAAGUACAUAGAUCGGAAUUAUUAUCAAGUUGGCUUCAAAGUUAGCGAGAUCGAUUUCUUGACGUGUUACCACAUCGUUCAGAUAAGCGGAUUUUACCUUUUUGGUCAUGCCACUGUGCCAGCAUUGAUAAAGAAGAGUCCCAAAUUAACUGGGACUUACGAAUACAGAGAAGGGAUAAUAAGAAAUAAGAACACCAUCAAUUUUACCGAAAUCUACACAAAAGAAUUCCAGAUGCAACAUCUACGAACCCUAAUGAACAAGGAAACUGUGCAAAAAUACUUUUCUGACGACAAUUACUUGGUCAAAGGACACUUGGUAUCUAAGGACGACUUUUUCUACAAAGCUCAGCAAAUCAGUACGUUCAAUUACGAUAACACCUUUCCAAUCUGGCGCAGCAUAAAAGAAGGCAACUGGCAAUUGAUUGGGGAGAUCGUUCGAAAACUGGCCGAUCAGUCCGUCUCGGAUAUGGAAAUUUACACUCUCCCCUUCGAUUUUCUGCACGUGAACAGUAGCACCGACUUUUUUGCCCAAAAUCUGAACACUUCCAUGUACAUCCCGAAAAUUCUUGCCAAGGUGGUAUUCUCCUCUACGAAUCACGAACGAGGCUUGGUGUUUCACACCGCCAACGAUCCCUACAUCAACAGGGCAGAAAUGAAAAAGUUGAUGCUGGAAGCCGAAGUUGGUCUGUGCACGAGACUACUGGACUGCGAUUAUCAUCCGGAAUUUCACGUGGUGAAGAGAGGCCUGACGUACUGCUGUGCGCUCGAAGACAGCAAGAUAAGAAAUUUCGUCAUGAAUCGAAUACGAGUAAAAGUUUAAUUUACGCUAUUGAAUCGAUUAUCGUUGUUUAAAAAGUCAUCGAGUAAAAGAAAAAUUUUCCCACUUCA